Messenger RNA from Populus euphratica (Euphrates poplar), 1581 nucleotides. RefSeq names its product cofactor assembly of complex C (gene CCB4). Gene Ontology annotation, biological process: cytochrome b6f complex assembly. Lineage: Eukaryota; Viridiplantae; Streptophyta; Magnoliopsida; Malpighiales; Salicaceae. Gene Ontology annotation, cellular component: chloroplast. The record is from RefSeq and is a predicted model, not a curated record. The transcript is spliced from 9 exons. The coding region runs from base 86 to 868 and encodes 260 amino acids.
UUGUUAAUAAGGUUGUAAUUGUAAAUUAAAAUGCAAGAGAGAGAAAAAAGAAGGGGCCAAGGCUAGUCGCAAGCUAGCAAGUACAAUGAAAGCGGGAAACAUCCUCGGAAAUGCUUGCUUUCCAUGGAAACCCACACUCUCACCCCGCCUACCUCCUCCCCUCUCCACCUUCCGUUGCUUCUCUGCCUUGCCUUCUUCCAGUUCAUUGAAAACCAAAAUGAAGCCGAAGAGAGAUUGGGCUGCUGAUUGGAUAUCGAACAACGACGACACCGUUCGAGGCUUUCCCAUAUUUGUCGGAGGUGCUUCUCUCUUAGCCGUGCUCGUCAAUCGCGCCGUUACAGGCAUAGCUCCCGUUGCUGAUGCCAGCAGUUCACAAUCGAGGGCUGAUUUGUUAACACUUGGAUUGGCUGUUACUAAUAUAUUAACUGGUCUGGUAUGGCUGACAAUUCGCCCUAAAUCUAUCUCUGUGGUAAAUCCUCAAGGCGUGGAAUGCCGGUUUAUAUUUUCCCACCUUCCUGAUUUUGUAGUUUCCGAGCUAUUAUGGGCAUGGGAGUCUCUGUCAGGUGUUACAUGCUGUAGGUCUCUAGUUGUUGUUUACGAUUGCUGUUGUAUCCUACAAAUUGGGGUGGCAGCUGAAUCUGUCAAUAAUGAAGCACUGGCUGUUGAUGCAGCCAAUUUGAUGCAAGGAUCUCUUUACCAGGCUGCUAUAAAAUCUGCAUCUCAGAGCUAUUUGGCCAACCUUUCUCUCUACCCUGGGAGAUCUGAGUUGCCAUUUCUACCUUUGAACACACAGAAUGUAUGGUUGCUUUGUUGGACAGAAGAUCAUUUGAUGGUUUUGAAGAGGAAGUUGUCUCGGAAAUGUCUAUGAUGUGUAUAUCCAUAAGAAAUGUACACUUAAAGCUACAUUCCUAUUUAUAUUGUGGAGAAAAUUGCUCCGCUCUGGAGUGUAAUUCUAAACCUGCAACACAUUUUUCAUUGAUUUUCCUGCGCCAGAUAUCCACAUCAAAGAAUUACUAAAUCAAUAUGACAAUUUGCCAGGCAGUGAUUUUGCAGCCACUUGGAGACAAAGGAAUUGUAAUAAUUGGUGGUGACACAAUUAGGGGGUUCACAUCUUCCGACCAGGCAUGGAUUACGCUUAUUGGAGAAAAACUGGAUGCUACUCUUGCAAAAUAUGUUACAAAUGAACGAUUGGCAGUGCAAGAUAGAGUCUGAAAAUAACUAUACCGAACUAUGGAUCCUCAUGUGUAUAUAUAUAGCAUUUGCUGUGUCCAUUAUUUAAGGAGACAAACUGUCAUCAAACCAAAUCAUAGCGAGGCAGAACGAAGAUGGAGUGAAAACCGGGGGCAUUGUGUGGUGAGCCCACCUCGUGCCAAAUGUGUGGGUUUCUAGGUAUAGACGCUUUGACUUUCGAGUUGUAAUAACACAGGAAGCAUAAACAUUUUUCAAAUUUUCAUUAAUGAGUUUACAGAUUGAGCUGGUAAACCCUAACAUUUGUACAACUUAUGGUUCAUAGCAGCUUGAUCAUUAUUUCUUUUCUUUUCCUGUUUUCUGAAAAGCUCGCCGAUUACAUUCCUUGCCGAG